GAGUUGUUGGUUAAUCGCAGGGGGAAAUUAAUAUCCACCAAUUCUUUACUGGCUAUACAGCAGGUCGCAUGGAUUGGCUUGGUUGGCCCCAGAUAUUGAAAUUAAAAGAUUGGCCUCCUUCUAAUUUAUUUGAGGAACAAUUGCCUCGUCAUUGUGCUGAGUUCUUAUGUAACUUGCCCUUCAAGGAAUAUACUGAUCCUCUCAGAGGUGCUCUUAACCUUGCUGUGAAGUUGCCAAAUGAUUGUCUAAAGCCAGACAUGGGGCCUAAGACAUAUAUUGCUUAUGGAUAUCCUCAGGAGCUUGGGCGUGGUGAUUCAGUGACUAAGCUCCACUGUGAUAUGUCGGAUGCAGUAAAUGUGUUGACUCAUAUUGCUGAAGUGGAAUUGGAUUCUAAUAAACUUGCUGCAAUUGAGAGUUUGAAACAAAAGCACUUUGAGCAAGACAAAAGGGAGCUACAUGGUGAUGAUCAGGAUGGAGAAACUAAUUUUGACAUGCUUAAUAAUUCAUCUUCUAUCAUAAAUGUUCUGGACAAGCAAAAUAGUGUUCAAGUUAUGGAACAUGAAGGUGGAUUAUGUGAUGGGAAAGAAGUUGAUCAGUUUCAUCAACCCUCUGGUAGUAAUGAGGUUGCCAUUGAUAAUGAGGAUACUCUUUCAUGUGGAUCAGAGCUCAAGGGGGCUGACAAAGUAAAAAUAAAACAAGAAAAUGACUUGUUUGGAGGGGAUGCUUCUGAAGGUGCUCUCUGGGAUAUUUUUCGGAUGCAGGAUGUACCUAAAUUGCAAGAAUAUCUGAAGAAGCAUUUCAGAGAGUUCAGGCAUGUCUAUUAUUGUCCUUUAAAGCAGGUUAUUCACCCCAUCCAUGACCAGACAUUCUAUCUGACUAUGGAGCAUAAGAGGAAGCUUAAGGAGGAGUAUGGAAUUGAGCCCUGGACUUUUAUUCAGAAGGUAGGAGAUGCUGUUUUUAUUCCAGCUGGUUGUCCUCACCAAGUCAGAAAUCUGAAGGUAAAUGGUUUAUUGUAGGUAUGAUGUAUCCAUGU
Messenger RNA from Cajanus cajan (pigeon pea), 1033 nucleotides. NCBI's taxonomy places the organism in Eukaryota, Viridiplantae, Streptophyta, Magnoliopsida, Fabales, Fabaceae. The record is from RefSeq and is a predicted model, not a curated record.